AUGAACGCAUGGCAACGCCUGGUCUAUGAAGAGUUCAAGACCACCAUCCUCGCAAAAGGCAGUGGGCUCAAGACAUUCCCCUGCGUCUAUGCAACUAUGGGCUACCGCGCCGGAGACCAUCGCUAUGUGUUCUUGGAGUCAGAUGACCCCUCGGAACCAAGAAACGUACGAAUCAUUGCACCUGCCUUAAGGGCAUAUCUGCGGGUCUCAAGAUCGCUUGGACCAAACACCAGUCUAGUCAUCAUGGGCGCCCCAACCGAGGGCUCAUUGAAGACUGUCGAGCACUACAACAACGAAUUCUUCGAUAUGCUGCGCGGGUUGAGAAUUUGGGAUUCAAAACCAUGGCCCAAGGACAUUCCCCAAGAGACGAUGAACGAGAAGUGGACUUUCUGUUUUGAUGGCAUACCUCUUUUCCCAGUCGCCUUAACACCCGCACACCAACGGAGAUGGUCCAGACACGCUCCAGUACCCUUGGUUGCUUUGCAGCCCAAGUGGGUCCUCGACAACCUCAUGAGCACACCAGAGAAGCGCAAGUCAGCCACAGGAAAGGUCCGAAAGUUGUUGGCGGAGUACGACCAGAUCGAUAUCAGUCCCGACUUGACACAGUACGGCGAGCAGGGAACAUCGGAGAUCCACCAGUUGUGUCUGAGAGAUGAAAACGAGACGAUGGACUGUCCGUUCGACGACUUUGACAAAGGAGGUGGCAGAUCCUCAUCGUCUUCUUCGCGCCGUUCAUCCAUGGAGGAGACGGCAGCCUAA
Aureobasidium vineae is the source of this 759-nucleotide messenger RNA. NCBI's taxonomy places the organism in Eukaryota, Fungi, Ascomycota, Dothideomycetes, Dothideales, Saccotheciaceae. The record is from the annotation of a GenBank genome assembly.